UAUUAAUUCCACGGUAUCUAAAACGACGUCAAGGUCUUUACGAAUUGCAAACUCUUGAUAAAACAUUUUCAUUCGUGUUGGUUUGUGAAACAUAGUGAACGUCCGUAAAAUGAGCUUCUACAGUAAAGUGGUAUUAGUCACCGGAGCCAGUAGAGGAAUAGGAGCAGCAACAGCGAUACUGUUCGCUAAAGAAGGGGCUGAUGUAGUAAUUGUUGGAAGAAAUGAAGAAAAACUCAAAGAAGUCGAAGAGCAGUGUUCUAAAUUUGGCAAGAAACCCCUUAUUAUUACGGCAGAUUUGGCGAAAGAUGAUCAAGCUAAAGGUAUAGUCAAUAAAACUAUAGAUGCACUUGGAAAACUGGAUAUAUUAAUUAACAAUGCUGGCAUAUUGAAGAAAGAUGACAUUAAGUCAGAAGGCUUCGUAGAGACUUUCGACGAAGUGAUGAACACAAACCUAAGAGCUUCUGUAUUGAUAACCAACGUGGCCAUACCGCACCUGAUCAAAACAAGAGGCAAUAUCAUUAAUGUUUCAAGUGUAGCUGCAGAUUGCACAUCAAUUACAAAUUUCGUGAGUUACAGAGUAUCUAAAGCCGCCCUCAACCAUUUCACUCGCUGCAUAGCUUUAGAACUUGCUCCUCAUGGCGUCCGAGCUAACACAGUGAGCCCUGGCCCUGUGGAAACAGAUAUUUUCGAAACAGCUGGAAUCCCAGAAGCACUACAAAAUUAUUCUAGACAACUUCUCCUUAAGAAAGUCGGCAAGAAAGAAGAAGUGGCAGAUUUGAUCUUGUUUUUGGCCAGCGAGAAAGCGCAAAGUAUAACCGGAGCGAAUUACGUUAUAGAUAAUGGGUGGCUGUUAAACUAAUUACAUUAAGCUCCAGAUUGUCUUUUUUUUUAAUUGAUUAUUAAUUAUUAAUUAUUUAUAUAUUUUUAUCAAUUUAAAUUAUUAUUGACCAUAAAAUGAUAAGAAAAGUUUGUAUCCUCGUACUUUCGUAAAGGUUAUAAGACAUUAUUGAAUUAAAACAGAAACCAUGAACAUUUUGCAUGUACAUAUUAAAAUGAUGAAAUCAG
This is a messenger RNA of Bombyx mori (domestic silkworm), 1065 nucleotides long. RefSeq lists its product as uncharacterized. The coding region runs from base 110 to 859 and encodes 249 amino acids. NCBI's taxonomy places the organism in Eukaryota, Metazoa, Arthropoda, Insecta, Lepidoptera, Bombycidae. The transcript has a single exon. The record is from RefSeq and is a predicted model, not a curated record.